Molecule: messenger RNA, 2311 nt
Organism: Ctenopharyngodon idella (grass carp)
Lineage: Eukaryota; Metazoa; Chordata; Actinopteri; Cypriniformes; Xenocyprididae
Product: probable E3 ubiquitin-protein ligase TRIML1
Exons: 6
Coding region: 115-1203 (362 amino acids)
Molecular function (GO): protein binding
Source: RefSeq, a predicted model, not a curated record
ACAGUAUAAAGCUCAAAGUUUGGGGCUUAGGCUAGUCAUUUGCCAGUGGAGAACAAGACUGGAAAGAAAACCAAACCAAUCAAAUUAAGUGAAGAACUUGGAGUUCAGAAGUCAAUGAUGAAGGCACAAACCCAGGACACCCCAAUAAAACAUCAGGAGCACUUGAAGAGACAAAGAGACAUUCUGGCUUUCCGAAUGAAGAAGCUGUCAUCAAAACAAUCUGACUUUAAUAGAAAGACAGCAACUCUAAAAGAGAAGAUUAAGAAAAAAUAUGAUGACAUGAAGAGGGUUUUGGAUGAGGAUUUUAGAAUUACACUAAGCCAGCUGGAUCUUGAGACAGAGGCCAUGGAGAGAACUGUUGAGGACAGCAUUGAGAAGUGCUACCGCCUCACGCAGGAAAUCGAUCAGCAGCUCGCUGAACUAUCGGCACAGAUGGAGAAAGAUCAACAGGGUCAAGAGAAGACGUCAGAGAUGGAAGAAAGGAUAAUAGAGACUCUGAAGAAGACUGACCCAGAGUUAAUACAGAUGGAUGAAUUUAAGAAUGAACAACUGCUCUGCUUAACCAUCAACCUGCUACUGUUCAUACGCUCUCAGGUUCCUGUAACCAAGAAACUCUUCCAAAGCUAUGCCCAAGAAGUUGUUUUGGAUCCUGACUCUGCUCACCCAAAACUUGUUGUUUCCCCUAAGGGCGACUCAGUCACUUACACUGAUACCUGGCAGGAAGUUUCUGAAAACCCCUCUCGAUUUGACACCACCCUGAAUGUAAUUAGCCGAAAGGGCUUCACAGAUGUUCGAAACUACUGGGAAGUGCAGGUUUCUGGGAAGACAUACUGGGAACUAGGCCUCACAUACCCUAAAAUCCCCAGGAAGGGCCGAGAGGAGGACUGCUGGUUGGGACGGGGUCCAACGUCCUGGUGUGUUGAGUAUUUCAAUGGCGUCUACACAGCCUGGCACAAUGGCGUUCCCCAUGAGCUCACCCAUGUAAGUGGGAGAACCUUCCAGCGCAUUGGCAUCUUCUCCAGCUCAGAGGGAGGUUUGAUUUGUUUCUUGGGGGUCGACACCAUGACGCCCUUGUACAGUUUUUGUGCAGGAACCUUCACAAACUUGCUCUACCAGGCUGUCUGUCCUGGCCAUGAAAACCAAGGGACGAACAGGAACCCACUACUGAUUUGCGAUGCCUCAAAAUCCGCCCCCACCUUGUGAUGGACAACCAAUGAGUGUUGGGGUCUGGGUUUAUCUAAGUGAAAGAGGUUGUUGUUAAGCAUAGCUUGCAAUAAACCAAGUUGUUUAGUUUUUUUUUUUUUUUUUUGGAAUGAUUAGUCGGAAAAUGUUCCUUAGUUUUGUUGUGUUCCUUACACUCUAAAAAAUGCUGGGUUAAAAAAAGUUGGGUUGAAAAUGGACAAACCCAGCAACUGGGUUAAAUGUUUGCCCAACGUGCUGGGCAGUUUUAUUUAACCCAUCUAUUGUUUAAAAAUUACUAUAUGUCUGGCUUAAAAUUAACCCAAAAUAGGUUGCAAAUUAAAAAUCAGAAACAUAAUUACUAGAGGUAACAAUAAUAAUGCAAAGAUGAACAUUUAUUAAUAAGCAAUUCAAUAAAUGUUUAUUGUUUAAUUAUUAUUCAUUAAACUUAUUAAUAAAUAUUCAUUUUUAAAGUGUAUAUUUGACUGAUAUUUCUAGAACAUAUUUGUAUAAAAUAAUCUGUGCCAUUUUUAAAAAAAUAUAUAUUUUACUGUAUGGAUGGGAAACCAUUUAAACAUUUGGGGUCAGAAAUAUAUAUAUAUUUUUUAGAUAAAUUUAUUGAGCAGGGGUGCAUUAAAUUGAUCAUAUGUGACAGUAAAUUAUAUUGUUUCACAAGAUUUCUAUUUCAAAUAAAUUCUGUUCUUUUGAACUUUCUGUUUAUCAAAGCAUCCUGAAAAAAAUAUUGCUGUUUCCACAAAAAAAUAUUGUGCAGUGCAAAGAAAUGCAGCAUAAGAAAUGUUUCUUGAUUAUAUUAGAAUAAUUUCUUAAGAAUCAUGUGACUGGAGUGAUGAUGCUGAAAAUUCAGCUUUGCAGUCACAGGAAAAAAAGUACAUUUAAAAUAUAUUAAAGUAAAACAAACAAACAAACAAAACAGUUAUUUUAAAUUGGAAUUUUUUUCACAAUAUUGCUGAAUUUACUGUAUUUUUUAUUAAAUAAAUGCAGCCUUGGUGAGUAUUAGAGACAAGAAAUUAGUUCAAUAAAGUCUUUUAAUACAAUAAAAUAAGUCUUACAAAGGCAUUCAUUUGAAGUAAAGUAAUUUAAACAAAAAUCAGCCCCACUUUAUACAGUGCAA